AAGACUCAAGGCCUGUUUUGCUGCAUGAGUAACAAGCUAUGAAUUCUGUACCUCUGCGUGUAGUACUAAAUGAUGGUCACCUCAUCCCUGUCCUGGGGUUUGGAACCACUGUGCCUGAUAAGGUUCCUAAAGAUGAACUUACCAAGUCUACUAAAAUAGCUAUAGAUGCUGGGUUGCGCCAUUUUGACUCCGCUUAUUUGUACCAAAUAGAAGAGGAAGUGGGACAGGCCAUUAGAAGCAAGAUUGAAGAUGGCACUGUGAAGAGAGAAGAUAUAUUCUAUACUUCAAAGCUUUGGAGCACUUUCCAUCGACCAGAAUUGGUCCGAUCGUGCUUGGAAAAGACACUGAAGAACACUCAAUUGGACUAUGUUGAUCUUUACCUUAUUCAUUUCCCAAUGGCUUUGCAGCCUGGAGAUAAAAUAUUUCCACGAGAUGAACAUGGGAAACCGUUGGCUGAAGUAGUGGAUCUCUGUGCCACAUGGGAGGCCAUGGAGAAGUGUAAGGAUGCAGGGUUGGCUAAGUCCAUCGGUGUGUCCAACUUUAACCGCAGGCAGCUGGAGAUGAUCCUGAACAAGCCAGGGCUCAAGUACAAGCCUGUGUGUAACCAGGUAGAAUGUCAUCUUUAUCUCAACCAGAGCAAAAUGCUGGACUAUUGUAAGUCAAAAGACAUCAUUCUGGUUUCCUACUGCACAUUGGGAAGUUCACGAGACAAAACCUGGGUGGACCAGAAAAGUCCAGUUCUCUUAGAGGAUCCAAUUCUUCGUGUCAUGGCAAAUAAGUAUAAGCAGACACCAGCACUGAUUGCCAUUCGUUACCAGUUGCAGCGUGGGAUUGUGGUCCUGGCCAGGAGCUUCAAUGAGAAUCGGAUCAAACAGUUCUUGCAGGUUUUUGAAUUCCAGUUGGCUUCAGAGGACAUGAAAAUCCUGGAUGGCUUGAACAGAAAUUUAAGAUACAAUCCUGCAACGUAUUUUGGUGAUCAUCCCAAUCAUCCUUUUAUUGAUGAAUAUUAACUCGGUGGCCUUUGUCAGCAUUUCUAUCAGAAGAUCUGUUUAUGCAUUGUGAUAUGAGAGGUAUCUUGGAUACUGGUGACUCAAGACAUCCCUUCUCAUCAGAUCACUGUGUCUGUUAAUUCACUGUCAGCUGGAGCAAAGUCCAAAGAGCUAUGAGGGUAGCCAUAUUUUUGUCAUACUCUGAAAUGGAACAUCAAGUUGCUUUUCCUAUUCUUGUGUUUUUAGUGAUUCAUUCAUUUUAUUUUACAUAUAUGAGUGUUUUACUUACAUGUGCAUAUAUCUCAUAAAUGUCUGUGUCCAUGCAGAAAAGAAGAAUGUUACAGGUCACUUGGAAUUGGUGAUUGUGAAUCACCAUGUGGGUACUGGGAGCCAAAGCUAAAUUUUCUGUAAGAGCAAAAGUGCCUUUAAACCCUGAGCCAUCUCAUUAGGUCCCACCCUAAAGAUUUUUUUCUUUUCUUUUUUUUCUUUUCUAAAUUCUUGCCUGCUACUAUUUCUGUGACUUCAAUUUUUUGUUUUCUUCUGACUUCUGGCAACAAUCUGAUUUGCUAGAAGUCUUAGGCAUGAAGUGGGAGUCAAGGACAGUCAUUGCAAAAGCAAUUCUGGGUGGGGGUUGAAGGGAUUUUCAGCAUUCAGGGAAUUAAUUGUUAGAGGUUAUGGUUAAGUCAAUAUUCCUCAUGUCCUUUGAGGAAGAAGAAAAUACUCAAUAGCGCUUCCCGUUUUCUUAGGUUGGAGGUAAGGCACAUGUGGCAGGAGUGACCAAGAGACCCAGGGUUCUCUCCAACAGCCCAAGAACCAGAGCUCCAAGAGCCUGGAGAGUAAGUUCUCCUUGUGGGAAGGUUGGGAAGUUGGUAAGAAGAGAGCUAAUCUAAAAGCAUCACCAUGACUCAUAUGUGAGGAGGUUGAGAAGAAAGUUGAAUAUAUCUCUGCUUGGGGAAUAUAUCAUCAUUUUUGGUAAUUACACAUGACCAGUAAAAGGGAAAUCUGCAUAUUUCAUCCAAGACAGACAGCUAGACUUGAUAUUUAUAUUUUCAAGGGUUUCAGCAGUUGUAUUAUUGAGCUAUGGCAAGAAAAACCAAUUCACAUGAGUAUAAAUUUCAUAUUCAUCAAAUUUGAUCAGACUUAAAAAUUGAUUUUGUGAAACUUGAUUUUAUAUGUUUAUAGGUAAUCAAGUCAGACUUACAAAAGAAGAUAUCAAAGUUCCUAAAUUUUGUAGUCAAAUUAAUAUUAAAAGAUCAUAUCUGAUAAAACAAAUCAUUUAGAUUUUCAGAAAUUAAUUGAAAUACUGUAUUUGAAUCAGCUGUGUUUUAAAGGUUGUUAACAUUUGAUGGUAUCUUUUGCACAAAGAAUUAUCUUAAGAGAAAUCAGAGAGGAAAGAUAGUAUGAAUGAGUCUUUGUAGAAGGUUCAGAAGAAUGUAGAGGCAAAUAUUAUUUAGGAUACAGUUAGAUUUAUAUAUUUCAUUAAUAAAUGCCUCAACUAAGAACUUUUUGAGACAGUUUCCCAUUACAUACCCCUGACUGGUGUGGCACUUGCUAUGUAGACCAGAAUGUUCUGGAACUCACAGAUCCACCUAGGAUUCUUGUCUCUAGAAUGCUCAGAUUAAAGACAUAAUCUAUCUAUCUAUCUAUCUAUCUAUCUAUCUAUCUAUCUAUCUAUCUAUCUAUAUCUUUCUAUUUGAUGACUCUUAGAGAAAAAGAAAAUAAUUAUCAAAAAGCAAUAAAAUUACUAGUUAUUUAUUGAUAAUUCUUUAAAAUAUGAAUAAUACAAUAAAAUUCUAUAAAUUUAUUGAAAUGUGCUGAUACAGUGAAACUGUCAUGUUUUUAUUAACAAGUGGAAUAACAUAUAUGAAUGUUAUAACAGGGACUAUGAAAUGUCUUGAAAUGUAUUAAACGACAGAUUAAAAAGUAGACAUUGGGGCUAGGGAGAUGGCUCAGAGGUUAAGAGCACUGGCUAUUCUUCCGAAAGUCAUGAGUUCAAUUCCCAGCAACUACAUGGUGGCUCACAACCAUCUAUAAUUGGAUCUAAUGCCCUCUUCUUGUGUCUGAAGACAGUGACAGUGUACUCAUAUAUACAAAAAUAAAUAAAUCUUAAAAAAUGUAGACACUUAUAUCAUGAUCACAGUCUCAACGUAAAUGGGCUCAAUUUACUUUGCUGACCCAAGUUCUAAACCAACCAACAUUUCCAAUGCUAUAGCAAACACAUGCUUAGACUUACUCUUUUUUGGAGGUUGAUAAGGGGAUUGGAUAAAAAUUUUACAUAACAUUGAUAAGUCAUAAUAAAGUUACUCUUAAAUAGAUUUAUGGAGAAGUUUGUAUUCUAUAUAACAAGGCUGACUUGGAGCAUUAUAAAGAAUAUAUAGAAAUUAAAUAUAUUAGGACUGGAGUGAUGGCUUAUUCAGAGAAAUGCUUGCUUUGAAACCAUGAAGACUGGAGUUUGACCCCAAACCCACAUUUCAUAAGCCAGGAAUGGCAACACGCCACUUGUAAAUUUAGUGUUGGGGAGGCAGAGACAGGUGUAUUCAUGGCUUUGCUUCCUAGCCUACUUGGCAGAUUCCAGAGCAGUGAGAGAUCAAGCCAAUAAAACAACAAAAAUAAAAACAAAACCCCAAACAGAAAAAUGAACAGCACCUUAAAAAUAACAAACAAGGUUCUCCUCCAUCUUCCACACACUCACACAUGCUCGUGUUGUACACAUGUGUACAACUAAAUUAAAUAUGCCAGUUAGAAUAAAAGCAGCAUAUCCAGUGUAGCAUGGAGACAGGGCAGAAGUUCAUCUAUCUUGUAGUUUUGCUGAGGCCAUUUUAGGUUUAACUAGAAGGUGAUCUCCUUUCACAACUUGCUAUUCUAGGAACCUAUGGUCAAGAUGUUCCAGCUACAUUAUCUCAGUUUCUGUUAAACUGCUUGAAAUUUCUAAGAAACCGCUAAACAAAAGAACAAAAUAUAGUUCUUUUUUAAUCUUUAAAAGCAUCUUGUUCUAAAUGCUCAGCACUGCUCAUGGGUCCUGAAUACCUGAGUGUAGCCCCAGUCAGCUGGAAUAAAGGUUUUCAGUUGGCUAUA
Molecule: messenger RNA, 4064 nt
Organism: Apodemus sylvaticus (European woodmouse)
Lineage: Eukaryota; Metazoa; Chordata; Mammalia; Rodentia; Muridae
Product: 3-alpha-hydroxysteroid dehydrogenase
Exons: 9
Coding region: 39-1010 (323 amino acids)
Biological process (GO): doxorubicin metabolic process; daunorubicin metabolic process; prostaglandin metabolic process
Cellular component (GO): cytosol
Molecular function (GO): aldose reductase (NADPH) activity; androsterone dehydrogenase [NAD(P)+] activity; bile acid binding
Source: RefSeq, a predicted model, not a curated record